Messenger RNA from Fulvia fulva, 294 nucleotides. RefSeq lists its product as uncharacterized. The record is from RefSeq and is a predicted model, not a curated record. The transcript has a single exon. Lineage: Eukaryota; Fungi; Ascomycota; Dothideomycetes; Mycosphaerellales; Mycosphaerellaceae. The coding region runs from base 1 to 294 and encodes 97 amino acids.
AUGCAAAGCUAUCGAACUGCUGUCCUUACUUGGCAGGACUACAGUGCCAUUCUCACGAAGUGCGAGACGGAGCAGCGGAGGAACCGACUCUGGCUUUGGCUUGUGGCCGGAGUCGCGGCGCUGUUUGCUCUGGGAAGCGCGAUGGAGCGGUGUCUGGGUCGACAUUUGUUCAGUGGUGACCAUGCAAAGGACGAAAAGGUCGAGGAAAAGCGCCGUGAGGUGAAGGAACAGGAGACCAGAAAUGACACUUUCGAGCACGAUAUUUUCUCGCGUAAGAAGGACAGUGCGAUAUGA